GCAUGUUCUCAGUAGGCAGUGAAGAGAACCAUGGCAGGACGAGCCGAAGCAACAACAACAGUCGACACCAUCGAUGGACGGCACGAUUCCUUGGACUAGUACUGUUGGUCCUGUUGCAGCUUGAAUCGCAGGUGCACUUUCCGCCAGUUGCAGCCACACCGGAAGAUACAUCUUCCACCUCUGCUUCCCCUUCCUCCGCCACCUCCAGCUCCAGCACAUCUUCAUCACCCCGGGCAACACAGUCCGGUGUCGGUGCGACAUCCGGCUCCCAGUCCGGUUCGUCCUCGCUCAUAGACGGGAUCAUACUGGACGAGAACAGCUUGCUGCUGAGCGCGGGACCGAAAAUACUCAGCGAGGAAGCGGCAACCCAUCUGUUCUUUCAUCCGCCCCAGCUUAACUUUGCCGACCGAUCGAUCGGCGACCCGCACAACCAGCUGGUGGUGCUGUUUAAUAGGCACAAAAACCGUAGCGUCUAUCUAGGCUCCAUUUCGGGCAGUACGGCCGAAUUUUCCAGCUCGUACUUCAAGGAGAAGGUUAUUCCGCCCGGUGGCAACACCAGCUUCAACGUGGUAUUUCUCCCGCGGAAGCUGGGCCCGGCCGAUGGAUCCCUGCUCGUGCACACCUCGUUCGGUAUGCUCCGGUACGUUGUGCAGGGCGAAGGGAUCGAAUGUCCGUACCGGUUGCGGCCGCUCGUCGGGCUGCAGGCCCCCCUUAACGCAACCCUAUCGCCCGAGAUCACACUGUACAACCCGCACGACACACCGCUCCAGAUAGUGGAGGUGUACAGUAGCGGGGGCAGCUUUCAGCUCGAGCUGCCGAGCGGAGCACAGGAAGGCCCCCAGGCGCUGUGGGAAAUCCCGCCACACAGUACGCGCACGGUGAUAAGGGUGCGGUUUCAUGCGCGCACCCCCGGCAAUCAUAUCGCGUACGUACGGAUCAAGAUCUCAGGCGGAGCGGCCAACCCGUCGCUCGUCGAUAAGAUGCUAGUCGUGCCGAUCGAGGUAGAAAUCUCGAAGGAGACGGGAUUGUACUCGCGUAUACCAUUUCUCGAGCUGGGCAUCGCAUCGUCCCUGUCCGGGGCGGAGAUGGUAAGCAGCACAGCGGCAAGACGUACUACAACGGCGGCGACUGCACUGGCGGCAUCGGUAGACGACAGCGAGUUUGGACUGAGCGUACGGAAUGGGCGCAAUGUGACGCGACUCAGUCUGGACCUGUACAACUCGGGCAGUCAGGUGGUGAGGGUGAAGAGUUGGGUGGUGCAAGCGGAUGAUGUGGAAUCGGUACGAUGUUUGCAGGUGCUGGUGGCGGACGGACCUACACUGCAUGUAGAGUUCGAUUGGUCCAAGUUGUCAAGUGAUCGGCGACACAUAAGUGGCCGAAUAUUGCUUAAGCUAGAACGUAUACUUUCCUCGUCGGAGGAGGGAGAACAAGCGAUGGGAGAUGAGGAGGAAACGGAAGAGGAUGGAGACCAUCAUCAGCAACAGCACCAACAGGAGGAACUUCAGAGUCCAGAAGAAUCGACGAGUCGGAGUACGUACAAGUACGAACAAGGCGUUAUCCGGACAAGCACGAAUGAGUAUGAAGGUGGAACUGCUACUACCACAGAGGAAGGAGGAGCGGAAGGGGCGGAACGGGCAAAGGUUGUGCCGAGCGUCUACUAUAUACCGUUUGCCGGUGAGGUGCUUAAAGGAAGCAUCCAGUACAAUGAGGAAGCGUUACGGUUUCUGCUCCCUUCGUCACAGCACGAUCAAGGCACAUCCUCCGAUGGGAAGAUGGAUAAGGAAGAGGAGCGAGGACGGCCACUGGUCGUCCGGAAUCACUUCAACGUGCCAUUGUCCAUCACGAACAUUAGCGUACCUGAGAACUGUUCGCGAUAUUUCGCGAUCGAGAACUUCCGGCCGGUCGUGCUGCAGCCGAACGAUGAGCGCACGCUGCUACGGAUUCACCGAAUGGCCGGCGUUUACCACCGACUCCUAAACACCUACUUCACCUCGCUUCGGCUCGCGACCAACAUCAGCGACUACGAGCUGCCGGUGCUGGGGUACAGUGGACGGUUGGAGCGGUUACUGUCGCCCACGGUCCGGGACGCAUCGUUACUAACGCCGACCCGGCUUGUUCAACCGUCGAAGAUGGCGGUGGCGGAGGUGGACGGUGAUUCGCAGGAGCUAGACUUUGGCGUGCUGCCGAUCGCAACGAUCGGCGAGGCGCUAGUCGCGUUCCGCAACCCCAAUCCCAUCCCCAUACCGAUUAUCCACUGGAAGGGUGCGAUCACGUCGGAGGCGGCCGUUGGGGCGCCCACCAUCACGGUCAUUCUGCGGGGCUGUGGGCCGCUCCGGUUGGAUGGGUUGGUGUUUUGCCACACGGUGCAGCCGGGCGAGUGGAUCGUGUACCAGAUCAGCGUGCAGAGCGGCACGAUCGACAGCUACCAGGGUCGGUUCACGGUCAAGACGGACUACGAGGAGAUCGUGACGCCGCUUCGGUUUACCACGGCCGUCGGCGAGCUGCACCUGAUGCGUGAGCGAUUGCGCUUUGACGAUUGUUUUCCGGGGAAGCUAUGCUCACUGUCACUGUUGGCCGCCUCCAGCUUUCCGACCAAGAUCCAGAUCGAAAGUAUCCGAACGGAUGUGCCCGGUCUUAGCUACGAGUUCCUGUCGCCCGACAAGCAGCGACCGCUUGCACCGAACCAACCGGUCGCCCUCUAUCCGGACACGGUAACUAGCAUCGGUCGAUUAACGCUCGAUCCGAAGGCUCACUGUGGUCCGUCAGAUUGUUACAGUAGCUUCGAUCUGCUCUCGAAGCCGUUCGGCGUGAAGUGGAUGGCCACGUUAGAUUGUUAUGAGCAGUACAGGCGGCUCGAUAGUGAUAAACUGUUGCAGCAGCUACAGCAAUACGCGGAGAUGCGACAGCGGUUGACGAGCGUCCACUUUCAGGUGUUGGCCGAAUCGAGCCGAAGGUUCGAUUUUAAUGCAAGCGUCGGGUUGGUGUGGCCUAAACUGUUGGACGAGAAUGUGUUCUUCCCGACGCUCCAGGUAGAGCAGGAAGCAGUCCGACUGAUAACGAUCAACAAUCCCUCGGAUCAGAUACUGUUCGUGCAUUUGGUACUGCACGAUGUGGCCCUUCACGGUCGGCAACCUAUCGUGGACGGGGGUGGAGGUGCGGGUGGCGGUAUCAACUUACCUCCGGAGGUGUUAACCGCCUGUGACAACUGUACGCUGAGCGAGGAGAGCGUGUUUUCCUUCUUCCUGUUCGACAGUGACGACAUCUACGUCAACUACGUGAAACCUCAAUCGUUUCUGCGGAUCGCGAUUAAGUUCAGUGCCCAGCUGCCCGGCACCUACUCGACCGUCCUGUACAUGCGCAACAAUCUCACACUAAUUGAUGCAGCCUGGAUACAGGCACGGGCCGUAGUUCCGCUCUUCAAAUUCGGCAAUCGGCGACCCGGCUCACCAACGGCACUUCAGUUUGAAAUCACGGAAAAGCAUGCUCAACCAUGUUACGAUCGGUAUUAUCGACAGUUGCGUUCUGAGGGCCGGUUGCGGGAGUACGAAAUAGACGCCGAAGGUCAUCGGCAUGAAGUGGUGCGGCAGGAUGAGGAGGCGGCGUCGACGGGUGCAGAGAAAGAGAAGAAGGACUUUAUGGUGGAAACGAGACGAACGUUUACGGCUCGCAACUAUGGCGAGGUACCGAUCCUGGUAUCCGCCAUCCGUAUCGAGGAAACACCGUGCGAAGGUUUCGGCUUCAAGGUGCUGGACUGCACGCCGUUCGAGCUCGCGCCAAACGCUAGCCGAAAGAUUGAGAUUGCGUUUGCGCCCGACUUUACGCUCUCGCGCGUCGUACGCACCCUGCACUUUGACACGAACAUUAAUCAGUUUUCGGUGAACUUUACGCUGCUGGGCACGGUACCAAUGCACCGGUUGGAUGUGUGUAAUCGGGCUCUACCACGGCCCUGGUUCGAGUACUGGUUCCGAGCGGUGCUGUUUGUGGUGCUGCCGACCGUAUUGUUCGGAACGCUGGCCGUCGCUGUGCUCGACUCGAACCGUGUUCUGAGGAUCCAUUUUUUGAGCCUCGUGCGCGAGAAAGGUCCGCUGCAGCCGCCGCUUGAUCUACGGCAGAUUGCUCUACAACACUCGAACAGUAACAGUGCGGAAAUGGCAGGAAAUACUGGUGGAGGGAAGGAAUCCACCGGACGAGUGACUGUUGGAUCGGCGAGUCACAACGGUAGUGUACUCAACUCUUCCUCCACGGUGAUAUCUCGAAACAACCGUAAGCCGGAACGUAAAAAUGGAACACACUCAAAGGGUACCGGAGGAGUAGGAGGAGGAGCAUUCCAGAACGGAAGUGCGAGCAGUGUAGCGUCUUCGGGGGAAAGCGCGUCCAGUCGAUUCAAUCGUAGUUGGACGGAUUUUACAAUAAAGCUUGGUGCGACGGCCAAACCCAUUCUUGCUGCUUCACCCACUGGUCAGAAGGCGUUGUCUGGCUCACUGCUGGAAAGAGCUCUUCCUGCAUCCCUGUCCAAGAGUCGUCGCUCAAUAACUCCGUCGAAAGACCAGCAGCAGCAGCAGUCACAAAGUUCGGAAGUGAACUCCCAACCGGCACCAACCACUAGCGAUAACACUGGAGCACCAACCAAAGACAGAACGAAAGCAUCAUCCCCAACGUCCAUAUCCGAAACGGAAAGCCUGAAAAACGUGAAGAAUGGACCGCUGUUCGGUGGGAAAUCGGGAUCACCGAGCAGCACUUCAACCAGUGACUUAACCGGCGUGCUUGAAUCAAAUUCAACCGCCAGCAGCAAGCAACAUCACCAUUCGACUUCGUCGUCGUCCUCGCUAUCAUCAUCGUCCUCAUCAUCGGUGACCGCAGCAGAAGAACAACCAGUCGACGUGCGGCACAUUUCGUCCACCACCGGUUCGAUGUCCCUUUCUUCCUCCUCAACCUGCUCAUCGUCAUCAUCAUCAUCCUCCGGGUCAUCUACGACAUCCUCGUCGUCUUCGUCACCAUCACCAACGUCGAAGCAGCAACACUAUCAUCAAUCGAAGCAACAGUCCGCAACAACAACUCCAGCGACAGCAACCACCAAAACGAGCGUCAAGAAAACGAAAAGCUUACCACCGGCCGUGAGCUAUGAAUCGGUGGUAGUCUCAUUAGCAUCGGUGUUUGCCGUCACCAGCAGCGAACUAGCGCGGUCGGGCAACACCAUCACAACCUAUACUAGUCAGAAACCGGCGGCGGAAGUAACUACAUCGACGGUGGUCACAAAUUCCUCCAUAGCGUCACCCACUGCUGCGAAGGAUGGCGUCCAGAUGUCGUCCAAGGAAACGGCGCCAAGUAAGGUACGCACAGGAGCAUCCAUCGGUGCUAAUGGGAAGCAACUGCUGAGUGCAUCAAAUGGAAAUGGAACCACAAAGUCCUCGGUGACUUCCGCCAACAAACAGCAAGAAUCGUCAGUGAACUGUAUGAAGACGGGCAGUGAGAAGAUCAACCCUUUCAGUGGUGCAUCCGGAACAGCGGACAGUGUUGGAAAGGAAAACAGCUCCAGUGGCAACAUCAUCAGCCAACAGGAGAAACUAACCAUCGGAAAUGGAAAUAGCACACAGGCUAUCGAAUCGUCACUGCAGCAGCAGCAUCAGCCACAAUCGAAGAAGUUCAGCAAAACACCUGGCCGUGAGCGGAAACCGAACCAAAGCAAGAAAGGCACGAACGGCGGUAAAGGAGGAACUGCGACGGGUUAUAAGGGAACGGCGCUACAGUUUAAUACCCCCGCUCAGCAACAGCACAAAUCGAUCACGCUUGGCACACUGCUGCAGAAUGCUUCCGUACCAGUGCCGUCGACCGGUGCCACGGUUUGGGGAGAAAACUGUGCCCGAUUUAGUGAUGUCGUUGCCCAAACUCCGGCUAUUACUACUUCUACGAAGUCGCUGGCAGGUGGAAAACAAUCCACGGUUAGUUCCAUCAUGGAAGCUUUGCCAUGGCUUUCGGCGGUUUCCGGCAGCAGUCAAUCCGCUGAUAAGUCGCUAAACCAUGCACGUUCUCAUGCAAAUAAUGCGAGUUACGGAACAAGUUCGGCGGUUUCAACUGCUACAGGAAGUGCUCAAAACUAUCGAAAAUCGUUGCAUUCGCAUCAGGAUUCUAUGACCAAUGGGCUAACUACUUCCAACACGAGUGGAUCGAAUCGGACGGAACAAAAAGCAAAGGACGAUAGCUAUAUCGGAGGUACACUCGAGAAGGAAUGUUCUGCACCGUUUGUUGCUACCAGUGCAUCGCCCGAUCUUGGACCUAUUGGAACGUCGAAGAAAUCGCCUACCGGUGCGAACGGUGCCGAUGGCGACGGGGAGGAAAUCGAUGGAAUGAUGGGUCAUAUGGGAAGACUUGGAUCGAAUGUGGCCAACUGCUGGGAACCGUUUGUUGGUCCCGUCAUCCACAAUCCGUCACAGCUGGCGAGCGGCGGUUCCGGCUGUGAUUCUGGUGGUAAAACGAUGAACGGUGGUGGCCAACAGUCGGAUAGUUUUUUCUCGCAAUCGUUUGCCGAUUAUCCGCACCGUCAGAGUGAUCAGUACCGGGGCAUUGCUUCGAUGGCGCGAGGUUCGACUGGGAUGAUGAAUGGUAUCACUACGUCGUCGUUACUUUCGAUUGCUGCUGGGCAUCCGUUUACUACGGCUAAUGGUGGUGCUAAUCAACAAACGGAGGGUAGUGCUGGUAGUUCAGGAGGCACUGUUGAGAAUGAUUUUAUGGAAGCUCACUUCCAUUCUUCCGGUCAGCAGCAGCAGCAGCAGCAUCUGCAACAUCAGCAACAUCAGCAGCAACACAAUAACCAUCACCACGGUGGUUGGAACAACACGAGCACAAUGGAUGAUGGACAUCUGUCGCAAUGGUCACUAUCUUCGCACAAACCGUUGUCCUCUACGCAGUCGAGCGGUAUGAAUCAAAGCUGGCGCUCGACGGAUCUUUGGAACAAUCUGAACGCUCAACAUCAGUAUCAACAACAGCAGCAACAACAACAAAUGGCGUACGAAUCGGUCCUUCACUUUCAUUCUCAACUGGCAAUGGCUGCGGCAGGAGCUAAUCAGCUUCCGGGGACUUCUCAUCCGCUUCAGCAGCACCAACCGCAACCAGUUCCGGAUGUUCGGCUUGCUCAUCGUGCUUCGAAUCUUAACGAUGCGUGGCUAGGUUCGGGCGGAAUGACUUCCGGUCAGACAACCGUAGCUCCACCGCCUGGUUUUUCCAAUCAUCACGGUUUAUCGUCGAGUCGGAUUGUUUAUCAAGAUCAUCAGCAGCAAGCUUACAACAUGCUUCUUCAGCACCGAUUCCAACAGCAACAACAGCAGCAGCAGCAGCAAUCGCAACAACCACAACAACCACAACAACAACAGCUUAUCCGUCAACUUUCAUCCGAAGAGCCUUCCGGUGCUUCUUCAAGUGGUAGUGUUUCGGCAUCCUCUACGGUUGACUCAUCCUCUGGUGGGCAGACAUCGGGCGCAACGGCAGUAGCAUCAUCAACAACUUCAACAUCCGGAACAUCAACUUCCGGAUCCUCGUCGUCGACUUCCUCGACGUACAACCCGUUUCAGCUGCCAUCGAUCUGGUCUCCUGCCAACAAUAUCGAUGUGUGGGCUGCAUCUGCUGGACCGUCGGAGGAACUAUAG
Molecule: messenger RNA, 7640 nt
Organism: Anopheles maculipalpis
Lineage: Eukaryota; Metazoa; Arthropoda; Insecta; Diptera; Culicidae
Gene: Tmem131
Product: transmembrane protein 131
Exons: 3
Coding region: 3-7640 (2545 amino acids)
Cellular component (GO): membrane
Source: RefSeq, a predicted model, not a curated record